This is a messenger RNA of Adineta steineri, 345 nucleotides long. NCBI's taxonomy places the organism in Eukaryota, Metazoa, Rotifera, Eurotatoria, Adinetida, Adinetidae. The record is from the annotation of a GenBank genome assembly.
AUGAAUUCACGAUCAUUUAUUAUUGCUCCUUUUCGUUUUCCAAUUUAUCUUUUUAUCUUAUCCUAUUUACUUUUUUUUCAAUCUCCACAACCUGUUCAAUCAAUUUCUCUUAGUCGUCUAUGUGGCCAAUUUGGACAUUCAUGUUUUGGAGCGAAUUGGGGUAAACGUUCACCAUCAUAUGAAACAACACCACGAGAUAUGUUAUCAGAUUUGGUUAUAGAUAAUAAUAAUCCAGCAACAGUUUCUUCUAUAGUUAAAGAUAAUUUAAUAAAUGAAUAUCUUCUAGAAGAAUUUCGAUUGAAACUACUUCGACGACGAAUACGACAAUUAUUUGGAUUGGAAUAA